GUCUACUUUGACAUCUACUGGUUCCACUUCUCAUCACGAUGACUCACCUAUUAGCGGUUCUGCUCUGGUGCGCUGCAGCGCUUCCUGGCCACCUAGCGGUGGCAUCUUUGCCGGCAGUCACUUGUGACAAGGAAAGCGUGGCGGCGGCUGCGACCCUCGGUGUCCAGCACAUCAAUGGAAAGCACAAGCAUGGAUUCAGAUUCAAGCUGCAGGAGAUCCAGAGCAGCAAAUAUCAACAGGUUUCAGGAGGUUGCCACAUAGAUGUGAACGUGAAGCUGGUGCAGACCAAAUGUCAUGUCACCAACCCCAAACCUGAUGACCAAUGUGAGCUGUGGCGACGGGAUGAACGGGGUGCAGUGGCCACCUGCAGCAUUGAGUUUUGGGUGAUGUGGGCCGUGGCCAAAGUCAUCAGACACGAAUGCACUACCAGACCCGAACUCACCAAUGAGGAGCUGGAGACUGUUUGUCCCGAUUGUCCCAAGUUGUUACCUCUGGAUGACCCGACAGCAUUGAAGGCUAUUCAUGAUGCUGUGGUCAAGUACAACCGGGAGACCCAGCACCAUAAUUACUUCACCCUGAUGGAAGUGGCUCAUGUGACAAUGGGGUCUGUUCCAACCAUUGGCAAGAUUACCUCGCUCAAGUUUGCCCUGGUUGAGACCACGUGUCCCAGAGGUGCCAGGAAUACUUUUGUGGCCUGCACCCCUCUCUGUCCAGACAGAGCUCAUCACGCCUUUUGUCAAACCACCUAUUAUAACUUGCACAGACAAGUGGGAGAACUUCAGUGUGAAUUGUAUCUUCCAAAAAAUCCAGGCCCUCACCCGACUGAUGUUCCAGAACUUGUAUGCGGGCCUUUGUUCCACGAAAGUCCGGAAGCUUGUGUUUGCAAGGAGCGGCUGAACUACCCUGACAAUGCAAUCCACCACAUUUGUCCAUUCCCACUUAAAUGAUAUUGCUUGGCAACUCUUAAUAAAAAGAGCACCUUGUCA
Messenger RNA from Syngnathoides biaculeatus (alligator pipefish), 986 nucleotides. Its product is annotated as antihemorrhagic factor cHLP-B-like. The transcript is spliced from 7 exons. Bases 39 to 947 code for a protein of 302 amino acids. Gene Ontology annotation, molecular function: cysteine-type endopeptidase inhibitor activity. Gene Ontology annotation, biological process: negative regulation of endopeptidase activity. NCBI's taxonomy places the organism in Eukaryota, Metazoa, Chordata, Actinopteri, Syngnathiformes, Syngnathidae. The record is from RefSeq and is a predicted model, not a curated record. Gene Ontology annotation, cellular component: extracellular region.